AUGGCGCAGACAACUGAAACACACCGCAGUACAUUUUUUGUCAGUAACGUGCACUGCUCCUCCUGCGUUGCCUACAUCAAUCAGGUUUUGUCGGGAAUCCCUGGAAUAGCAGGUAUCGAUGUUUCGAUCUUCACCCAUGAAGUACAUGUCGUCCACACACAAGAAAUUGAACCAUGGUCUAUAGUUGAGAUCUUGACUCAUGCCGCAUUCGAGGUCCACCAUGUCACCACCAGGAACCCAGCAGGCGCCAUCAUACUCGACCUGGAUACGGACACUGGAAUCCCUCAUAAUUCAAAGUAUCUCUCCACUAGUCACUCGUUUUCCAGUCAGAGGGAUAAGCAGAAGCAUCUCGCCAACUGCGACGCCUGCAGAAAAGAGGAGCAGCCAACGGAUGAGAAAUCUCAACACCUUCUCUGGAACGCCCAAAUUGCCGAACCUGCCGACGAAACAGUAUCAGUCCUGCGAUCAUCGUCAGAAAAGAUAGAAUCAUUCCAUGCGCGUAUAAGUAUUGGUGGAAUGAGUUGUGCUUCGUGCUCCAAUUCCAUAACAAAUGAGAUUCGCCAGCUUGAAUUUGUGGACGAUAUCACCGUCACACUUCUUUCAAACAGUGCCACGGUAACUUACCGCGGGCCACGGUCCAAGGUCGAAGAGAUAGUCGAGCGAAUCGAGGACAUCGGUUUUGAAGCUUCGCUGGACGAGGUCAAACCGGUGAAAAUCGAGUCAUGCGAAAACCAGAGCCUAGGCUAUAUUGCAGAGAUCUCCAUCGGCGGUAUGACAUGCGGCUCAUGCUCCACAGCUGUAACUCAAGGGCUGAAUGAGCUGCCUUUCGUCACCAAUGCUGUGGUUAACCUGAUGUCCCACAGCGCCCAGGUCGAGCUGGAAAACCAGGGCCAGGCUCACUUGGUCGUCGAGAAAAUCGAGGACUUGGGAUACGACGCCUCACUUGUCAGUGUGACUCAAAAGGCAGCCGAUCCUGGUUCUGCGGUUGAGAAAAGAACUGUAUCGUUUCGCAUCGAGGGCAUGUUUUGUCAUCACUGUCCGGAGAAGGUUUUCAACUCCCUGAAGGAGAUACCUGACCUCGAAUUUGAGAGCAUGUUAUCCACCAAGUAUCCAAUACUAAAAGUAACUUACACCCCUCGUUCACCUUCACUUACAGUGAGAACAAUUUGUGAGAAGAUCGAGAGCGCCCACAAUGCCUUCAAGGCUACGGUCUAUCGUCCUCCAAGUGUCGAGGAUCGAUCUCGAGAGAUGCAGCGUCAUGAAAGACGCCGUCUGCUAUCCCGAUUCCUUUUUGUGUUGAUGUCAGCCAUUCCCGAAUUCAUCAUUGGAAUUGUCUUCAUGAGCCUUGUUUCAAAAGACAACCAUAUCCGGCAGUACCUGGAGCAAUCAAUGUGGUCGGGCAGCGUCACUCGCAUAGAGUGGGCUCUAUUCAUAAUGACCACUCCGGUCAUGUUUUACGGCACAGACAUCUUUCACGUUCGUGCGGCGAAAGAGAUCAUCACGCUGUGGCGCCCUGGAAGUCGCAUGCCAUUGUUGCGAAGGUUCUAUCGGUUUGGUAGCAUGAACUUUCUCAUCUCCGCCGGAACAUUAGUAGCUUAUGUUUCUUCACUAGCUAUCCUCAUCAUGGAUGCUGUGAUCAAAACGCACUCUGAUACGCACAGCUCAACUUAUUUCGAUACGGUUGUCUUCCUGACCUUGUUCAUUCUUGCUGGUCGGUAUAUGGAGGCGUACAGCAAGGGUAGAGCCGGUGAUGCCGUUGCCUCGCUCGGAAAGUUACGACCUUCUGAGGCGCUGCUUGUUGUGGAUUUCAGCUCGGACCAUGUCCAGAGAAUCAACGUUGACCUCCUCGAAAUCGGUGACAUAGUGCGAGUUCCGCAUGGUGCCUCACCUCCUGCCGAUGGCAAAGUUACAGGAGCGGGUUCAUAUAAAUUUGAUGAGAGCUCGCUGACGGGUGAAUCGAGACCAGUGACCAAAACAGCAGGCGAUCAAGUUUAUACUGGGUCCGUGAAUGUCGGCCAGCCGGUCGAGUUCGAGAUCACCGCCAUCGGCGGUUCCUCGAUGCUCGAUCAGAUUAUCACCGUGGUACGCGAGGGUCAGGGGAAACGUGCACCGCUCCAGCGCGUCGCAGACACUCUCGUAGGCCACUUUGUGCCCGCUAUUACAUUUAUUGCUGUCCUGGUCUUCGUAAUCUGGGUCUCUCUUGGAGAGUCAGGAGCGUUACCCUCGGACUAUCUUGACGUCAGCCGUGGUGGUUGGGCUUUCUGGAGCCUCGAGUUCGCCAUUGCCGUCUUUGUCGUCGCUUGUCCCUGUGGUCUCGCACUUGCUGCUCCUACUGCCCUGUUUGUUGGUGGCGGGCUAGCUGCACGAUAUGGUAUUCUGGUCAAAGGUGGAGGUGAAGCCUUCCAAGAGGCUAGCCGUCUCAACGCCAUCGUUUUUGACAAGACCGGCACUCUGACGGAAGGAGGAAGUCUGCAAGUGUCUGACCAUGAGGUUCUCAUCACCGACCAUGUCCAGCUUCAGCAGAUUGCUUGGGCUGUUGCACGCAAACUCGAAGAAAGUAGCAACCACCCAAUUGCCCGUGCGAUAGCGGAAUUCUGCAAAGAACAGCCUUCGGCAUCAAUCACCAGCUCCGAAAUUAUGGAGAAAUCAGGACAGGGCAUGCAAGGCAAAUUUACAGUGUCGGUGUCAGAAAGCAAUGGAACAACAACCCGCCAUUUCGAAGCCGCCAUCGGCAACCAGCGUCUAUACCAAAGUCUUUCAUGUCCUGACCAAGGCCACUACUAUCUCUCCAAUACCCUCUCCAAGUACCAGGCAACCGGCAGAUCAACCGCCAUCCUGUGCCUACGAGAAAUAAUCCCCAGCGAAUCUGCCACCCAACCACCAAACGAACCUUUCUUCAUCCCAGCCAUCGUCUUCGCCAUAUCCGACACAAUCCGCCCAGACGCCGCAGCCAUAAUCUCAAAGCUCCAACAACGCAAAAUCAACGUCUUCAUGUGCACUGGCGACAACGAAACAACCGCCCACGCCGUCGCGGCCAUGGUGGGCAUCCCGCAAACAAACGUGCUAGCCAACACCCUCCCCGCAGGGAAAGCCGACUUCGUCCGCCAGAUCCAAACCCCCCAAGCAGACGCAGCCCGCGGGCGCCAAAUCGUCGCCUUCGUCGGUGACGGCGUGAAUGACUCCCCUGCCCUCGCUGCCGCAGACGUCAGCAUCGCCAUGGCCUCGGGCUCCGACGUCGCCAUCAACUCCGCCAGCUUCAUUCUGCUGAAUUCCGAACUGAUGACUAUCCUCAACCUUGCACUCCUCAGCCGCCGCGUUAUCAACCGCAUCAAGAUGAAUUUCGGCUGGGCGGUUAUCUACAAUCUUUGUCUUGUUCCUGUUGCCGCGGGCGUCUUUUACCCCAUUGUUUCUGGGCAUAAGAUGGUUAUGCGUGGGGGGGAGAUGGUUACUGUCGACGAGCACUGGCGUCUCAGUCCCGUUUGGGCGGCGCUGGCCAUGGCGCUGAGUAGUGUCUCCGUUGUUUGUAGUAGUUUGGCUUUGGCGGUUGAGUGGAAGUCUAUUUUGCGAGUGUGGGAUAUGGUUAAGGAUAGGUUGGCUUUUAAGCGUGGAGGUGCUUGA
Molecule: messenger RNA, 3618 nt
Organism: Aspergillus mulundensis
Lineage: Eukaryota; Fungi; Ascomycota; Eurotiomycetes; Eurotiales; Aspergillaceae
Product: putative copper resistance-associated P-type ATPase
Exons: 1
Coding region: 1-3618 (1205 amino acids)
Biological process (GO): monoatomic cation transport; copper ion homeostasis
Cellular component (GO): membrane
Molecular function (GO): ATP hydrolysis activity; P-type divalent copper transporter activity; ATP binding
Source: RefSeq, a predicted model, not a curated record